AUGGGUAUCUCACGUGAUUCAUGGCAUAAACAUUACAAGACUGGUGCCACACGCCCAGUUCCACACAAGAAGAGAAAGUACGAACUCGGUCGCCAACCUGCUGCAACCAAGAUCGGAGCAAAAAGGAUCCGUGUUAUUCGUGUGCGAGGUGGAAACACAAAGAUUCGUGCGCUUCGUCUAGAUUCCGGUAAUUACUCGUGGGCUUCUGAAAAGACAACUCGCAAAACUCGUAUCAUCGAUACCGUUUACAAUUCCACAAACAACGAGUUGGUUCGUACAAAAACGCUCGUGAAAGGAACUGUUAUCACAAUUGAUGCGGCCCCCUUCCGUCAAUGGUAUGAAGCUCAUUACGCUUUGCCCCUUGCCAGGAAGAAGAAUCAGAAGCUUUCCGAGGAGGAUAACGCCAUCAUAAAUAAGAAGAGGUCUGCAAGCUGCCAAGCUAAAUACACGGAACGCCAAAAGAGUGCUGCUGUCGACCCUCUCCUCUUGGAGCAAUUCGCCACUGGACGACUCCUUGCUCGAAUUUCCUCAAGCCCCGGACAAGUCGGUCGUGCCGAUGGUUACAUUCUCGAGGGUAAAGAAUUGGAGUUCUACCUCCGUAAGAUCAAAGCAAAGAAGGCCAAGUAA
Molecule: messenger RNA, 627 nt
Organism: Haemonchus placei
Lineage: Eukaryota; Metazoa; Nematoda; Chromadorea; Rhabditida; Trichostrongylidae
Source: the annotation of a GenBank genome assembly